Molecule: messenger RNA, 780 nt
Organism: Saccoglossus kowalevskii
Lineage: Eukaryota; Metazoa; Hemichordata; Enteropneusta; Harrimaniidae
Source: RefSeq, a predicted model, not a curated record
AUGAAUUGUAAAACAUUAUCACUGCUGUUUUGCAUUUGUACUCUGGUAUCGUCAGUCUGGUGUGCUGCCAUAAUCCCAUAUGAAACCGUGAACUCAGUCUUGCUAGUUGAUAGUGAACCGAAUAGUCUAAAUUCAAUUAAUGCUGAAGAGAUUAUAGAAGGAUCCGGUGCUUCCGAACUGGUAGCAAAUGGUAUUAUAGGACAGUUGGUUAUCAAUGAUGCUGUUACUGGCAUGACAGUUUCAUAUGAAAAUGAAAUUGGUUCGGGUGGUGAAGAGGAGGAUGCAGAUAUCGCUUACAGUAUUAGAAGACUUAACCGAAGAGAUAUUCCCUCUUCAAGCUUACAGUAUUUGGUGGAACAAGAGGAAGGUUCUGGUGAAGAGUGGGCAAAUAAUUUGUUGCCAAGUGAUGUGAUAUUUAAUGAAAUUGCACCAUUGUCAGCUGAUCAACUGUCUGAGAACACUGGUGUAAAUGCAGCCUUGAUAGAAAGUAGGGAGGAAGGUGGGUCUGGUAUGGAGGAUGAGAACUUUCUCCCAGUGCAAGAGUUGCUAGAAUUGGCCAAGAAGCAGUAGAGUAGAAAUAAUGAAGAACAGUAUCGAGCAACCUACAUAACGUUAAAAAGGAAAGAGAACUACACACAGAAAUACUUGCUGAUUCUACUAGCAUAUUCGAAUGACUAUCCUGCUUACAUGCCAAUAUAAUAUUUUUGUCUAUAUAUAAUACAUAGUGCACUUAACAUUUUUAUGAGCCCAUCUCAAGCAUUCAUUUUGAUUUCAAGACAA